UAUUGACAAUGUGUCCAAAAGGAUAACAAUCUACAACAUAAUCCCAGUGGUACAAAUUGCACAAAUUGUUGGACAUAAAAGGUGGCAGUGAAAAUGUGUUUAAAGAGAUAAAUAUCGCAACAAAUAAUUAGGAUGUGAAACCAUGUUGGAAUGCGUGCGUCGCGCGAGCACAGUGGUACGCGCGUCGACAAAAACUCGACAAAAUUUAAAGGGGAGAAGUGGGGAUUUUUUGCUCGUGCUGCUUUUUGUGCUCCUGUGCGUGAGAAGCAGUACGUCGAGCGGGAUCUCCCUAGGCGCGCAUUUAGUCUGCGCACGAGUGCACGGGUUGACUGAGAAACAAAGAGCAAUGUGCCGAACGUCACCGGCAGCCAUCGCUGCCGUCGGUGACGGGUUGAAAAUGGCGUACUCAGAGUGCCGAGUGCAACUCGGUGGUUACAGGUGGAACUGUUCAGGGGUCGGUGAUGGAAACCACUUCGGUCACGUGAUGCCUCUUGCCACCCGCGAAGCUGCGUUCACAUACGCGAUCACAUCCGCGGGAGUCACACACGCGCUAAGCUCAGCCUGCACUCGCGGCGAUCUGCCAGCUUGUGGAUGCACUACAAACAGGAGAAGAUCAUCAUCUCCCGAUCAGUUCCAUUGGGGAGGUUGCGGUGAAGCAGCGUACGGAGCGAGGUUUGCCAGAAGAUUCCUGGAUGCCAGAGAGCUCGAAGCUGAUGCCAGGAGUCUCAUGAAUCUGCACAAUAACCGGGUCGGAAGGAAGGUGAGUGAGAUGGUGAAAGACCUAGUCCGUCGCGAGUGCAAAUGCCACGGAGUGUCGGGCUCUUGCGCUCUGAAAACGUGCUGGCGAGCCCUGCCGCCGUUCCACGCGGUCGCAAAAGCUCUAAGAGACAAGUACAGUAAAGCCAAGAUGGUGGCCCCACAUCCACCUCCUGCUACCCACGCUCCUAACACGCAUUUGGUUAUACGUAGAGCGCGACAAAACGCAGCCAUCGGACGUCAGCCCCGCAAGUCGGAGCUGGUGUACUUAGCGGCUUCGCCUUCGUACUGUGAGCCUGACACCGUCUCUGGAUCCUUGGGCACGCAUGGGCGCCAUUGUAAUAGGACAUCUAGAGGUGAAGAUGGUUGCGAAACCCUCUGCUGUGGUCGCGGCUACAACACGGUGCGAAAUGUGGAAGAAACAAAGUGCAGAUGCAAGUUCCACUGGUGCUGCCGCGUCACAUGUGACACCUGUAUACAGGUCCAGGAAGUCCAUGUGUGCAAGUGAACUUAAUUUAACCUGUUAUUUGUGACUUUGUUAUUUACCGAGGAACUUUGUAAUUUACUCAAUAACUUGGAUAUUGGCGAGCAUUUUUUCUUGUAUUAAGGUUUUUGUGUUAAUUUGUUAAAGGUUACUUUGAUUGAUUUCAGUGUUACAUAUGAGCAAAAUGUCACACAUCCACAAUUAAAAGAGAAUAAAUAGCGUAUGGACAGGUUAAAGCUGAAAAAAAAUAAUG
This is a messenger RNA of Hyposmocoma kahamanoa, 1493 nucleotides long. RefSeq names its product protein Wnt-7b-like (gene Wnt2). Gene Ontology annotation, biological process: neuron differentiation; canonical Wnt signaling pathway; multicellular organism development. The record is from RefSeq and is a predicted model, not a curated record. Gene Ontology annotation, cellular component: extracellular region. The coding region runs from base 143 to 1264 and encodes 373 amino acids. NCBI's taxonomy places the organism in Eukaryota, Metazoa, Arthropoda, Insecta, Lepidoptera, Cosmopterigidae. The transcript is spliced from 8 exons. Gene Ontology annotation, molecular function: frizzled binding; cytokine activity.